Phialemonium atrogriseum is the source of this 2513-nucleotide messenger RNA. Its product is annotated as PalH/RIM21-domain-containing protein. The record is from RefSeq and is a predicted model, not a curated record. NCBI's taxonomy places the organism in Eukaryota, Fungi, Ascomycota, Sordariomycetes, Cephalothecales, Cephalothecaceae. Bases 114 to 2390 code for a protein of 758 amino acids. The transcript has a single exon. Gene Ontology annotation, biological process: cellular response to pH. Gene Ontology annotation, cellular component: plasma membrane.
UGCCCCUGCUUCAGCUUUUCCAUGGCGCUUGAUACAUAAUAGCGGUGGUGUGAAAGCAUCGCCCCAACAUCGAUGCCAGUGGCUGGCCGCUUAUCGAGGCUCGAUCAGCCACCAUGGAGGGACGUCAACUCUUUGCCGGCUUGACGGCGCGGCCGUCGCCGACGCCGCUCGUCACUGCCCAGGCCGAGAGCUGUUCCGUCUUCGCUCUGCCUAUCGGCGGCGUUCUUUCACUCCCCAAUGGAGAUACCGUGACCCUCACCGAGCCGGCUGCUUUCAAGCCGAUAUGCACUCCCGUCACACGGCCGGCCAUCAUCGCAAAUGGAGGCGGAAACAUCGCCCUUGACGAAGCCGCAGACACUACGAAUUCCCUGGUGGACCUGCCGACCCAGGACCCAUUUUAUGCCUCGACUUUCCCGCAAUGCUACGCUCUGGCUGCCACGACUGUCGUCGCCUACACCCUGGUCAUCAUGCUCUUCAUCACGCCGCGAUCGUUCUUGCAGGGUGGAGUGGUCGUAUUGGGCCGGAGAGGAUUCACAAACGGAGGGACCGGUGGAACGAACAUUGGCGGUCGGCCCUGGCUCCAGAAGGUCGCCGCCCUCACCGUCGCCAUAUCCCUGACCAUCGCCACGUCGAAUACCUUCCGGGUUGCCGAGGACCAAUACGCCACGGGUCGUCAGAAUGCGCAGAACCUCCAGUCCGAGGUCCUAGGCGGCACCGAGCUGAAGGUCAUUCGCAUCAUCUCCGACACAUUCCUAUGGCUUGCACAGGCCCAGACGCUCAUUCGGCUUUUCCCUCGACAACGGGAGAAAGUGAUCAUCAAGUAUACCGCAUUUGCUUUGAUUACCCUGGACCUAAUUUUCCAGUGCUUGAACAGCUUCCAGUACACAAAUCAGGGCAACGCUCGGCCCAGAAGCUUCACCGACGCCGUACCCGCCCUCAGCUAUCUAUUCCAGCUCUCGCUCGGAGUUUUGUACGCGGCGUGGGUGAUUUAUUACUCGCUCAUGAAGAAGCGAUACGCCUUCUAUCAUCCACAGAUGAAGAAUAUGCUUCUCGUUUCUGCCCUGUCGCUGCUGGCAAUCCUUGUCCCCGUCGUGUUCUUCAUCCUGGAUAUCUCCAAACCACUGUUCACCGGGUGGGGGGACUACGUGAGAUGGGUGGGAGCAGCAGCCGCUAGCGUCAUCGUGUGGGAAUGGGUGGAGCGGAUAGAAGCGUUGGAGCGGGAAGAGAAGAAGGACGGGAUCCUGGGGCGAGAAAUCUUUGACGGAGAUGAGAUGUUGGAGAUAGCACAGUCAGAUUCCACCUGGCCGCGCAGGAGAAAGAAGGAGGGCAGAGGUGACGAUGAUGAUAGUGGAGAGGGUGGAAGAUCAUCACGAACGGAGGUUUCAUCGACUGGAAGAGGGAACGUUUGGCCAACUGUUUCUUCGAUUGCGACAAAAUAUCGGUCGCGUUCGAGGAGCAGAAACGGCGAUCAACCUGGAGAGCCAAAAACCACAGAGUCCUCGAACCGCGACAGGAUACGCUUCUUACAACCGCCACUAUGGCCGGCACGUCCUGCGCCGGCUGUUACCCCGGUCAGCCGGACAGAUACUGCUAGCGCAGCCAGUACAGUGUAUGCCGUCAGGUAUCACCCGCUGACAGAAACAACUUCCCGAUCCACCCCACCGCCACAGGGGCGACGACCCCUAUCCCGGAGCAGUAGCCCAGCGUCGACACACCGUAGUGACGACAAUGGCACAGGUGCCGCAGAGCCACCUACCGUGGGCCCGACGCAGCAGGGUCCGUCAGACAGCCGCUGGCGAGCCUUGGCACAAGGAAUACCUUUCCCGCGGGUGGGCCGCAACGCCGCCCAAGAGGAGUCGCGCGUGCAUGACCAAGAGCAUGUACAGCGCGAGGAGAGCAGCCGCUGGGACAUCCGAGCGCGCCUGGAAGAGUUUGCGGCGACGCAGGCAGAGAGGCUGCGCGAGAAAAUCCGACCAACACUGGACACUGAUAGCCUACCUGUCACGGUCGUUCCUGCGCCGCCGCGGAGGGGCGCCGCGCUCGCCCAGUUACUCGAGGAAGAAGAGCCUGGCUCUCGGCAAGCCGAUGUGCAGACACCGGAGCCUCGUUCCCCUAGAGCGUUCCAGAGUAACAGUAAUAUGCCGAGAGCCUAUCCAGCCGAGCAUGAGAUUUCAUCAUCCUAUCUCCAUCGGACCAACACCGGCGCUCCUUCGGCUGCGAGAGCUCGUGCGGGACGAUCAGUGUCCCAUGACUCUGCUAGGAGGAGUACCCGAAGUCCGCCCCCGGCAUCGGUCAUACCGAUACCGACCCCGAGCCCGGUGCCGUCCCCAAGUGGGCCAUCUCAGGCCGCGCUUGGGAGGCAAGUAACGGAAGGGGAUGCCAGGGAGUGAAUGGUUGGUGUCUCGGCGGUUGCUUGCGCACGAUGACUGGUAACGGGUUGGGAAAUGGCAUGGGCAAAAUCAGGACACCAGCGGAGUUCUGCAACAUCUUACAUCUUUUUAUUGGGGCAUACG